Molecule: messenger RNA, 1142 nt
Organism: Camponotus floridanus (Florida carpenter ant)
Lineage: Eukaryota; Metazoa; Arthropoda; Insecta; Hymenoptera; Formicidae
Product: THAP domain-containing protein 1 B-like
Exons: 3
Coding region: 148-960 (270 amino acids)
Source: RefSeq, a predicted model, not a curated record
AUGCAAGGAUAGCCAUUUUCUAGGUGGAAAGAAUAUCAUACCGGGUGCCGCAGAAUUCAAUAUGCAAUCUUUUGACAGUAAAUAUACAUUUUAAAGAAAAAUUGUGGAAAAUAUCAAGUGUAUAUAUAGUACAUAUAUAAAAGAAAUAUGCCAAUGUCUUGUAGUAUACUUGGUUGUCCAAGUAGAUAUUCUAAGGGAGGAAAUAUCAAAUUUUUUCACUUUCCUUUCAAAGAUGCGUGUCAAUUGACAGCCUGGUUGAAUGCAAUAAAAAGACAAGAUUGGACUCCUAGUAAAUAUGAUAGAAUUUGUAAUGAACAUUUUACUACAAAUGAUUAUUUGCAUCGUCCAGAUGCUCAUUAUACACAUUUAAAACCAACAGCAGUACCUUCUAUAUUUCCUUCAUCCAUAAAAAGUAAUAGAAAAAAUCAGUGCAAAAUCAUGAAAAUAGACAAUGAAAAUGAAAAAGAUGAGAUAGAUGCUAUAGAAAAAAAUAGCAAAAUUCAUGAGAACUGUCUUACAAAUAUUCACAUUAAGAUAAACAGUACAAUAGAACAAGAUAUAUAUGAUUCACGUGUUAAUAUCCAAUCAGAAGGUGAAAAUAUUGAAAAUGUACAUACAAUAGUAGAUGUAACAGAGGAAUCAAAUGUAAAUAGUGACAUCAAUGUAGAAACAUAUGAUCCAGGCACAGUUGAAACGGAAGAUCCAUGCAUGAUAUCUUCAUCAAUAUAUGAAUCAAUGAAUAUUGAAGAAAACCAAAUAAAUGACUAUGAUAAUUUAGACUGUUCAAAGUUGCACCGUAUAAAGAAAUCACCAACUCUUACUGAAAUAAAUUUACGCCAUAAAAUUCGUAUAUUACAACAAAAAUUACGUAGGAGAGAUGCUAAAAUAAUAUAUUUACAACGGGUUUUAACAAAUUUAAAACAAAAGCAAUAUAUUUUAUCUGCCAUCCAACGUCUAUAAGAAAUAUUGGACAUCAUUAAUUAAUACACAAUCAGGCUAACUAAAGGUAUUAUCAGACAUAAUGUAUUACUACAAACAAUAUAUGUAAACAUAAAACUUUUCCUUAUGUUAUGUCCUUAAUUUUCUAACAUGCAUAGUCUUUAUGUUAAUUAUGUUUUCUUAAGAUUUUAAAUAAAUUUCAU